AUGAGACCCCACGAUGCACUCAACAGCGACGAUGCCAAGGAAGCGCAAUGGGAAGCUGCGAAGGGAGCCGCGUUCGGCGCCGUGAAAUGGGGCGCUAUGUCUGCUGUGUUGGGGGGAAUAGGCUACGGGUUCUCGCCACUGUACCGGGGGUUGACGAUUCAAUUCAAAGUAUACAUCCAGAUGUCGGGCAUGAUAGUGGGCAGCAUGAUUGAGGCCGAUGCGAGGAUGCGCCAGUACGAGCAGCAGGUGCGAAUCCAGAGGCGGGUCGCGAGGGAUCGGGCGAUGUGGGAGACGUUUGAGCGGGAGUUCGAAGAAGACGGGGGACUACCGCCGCCGCCGAAACCGAAGCAUUUGAGGUGA
Molecule: messenger RNA, 360 nt
Organism: Pseudomassariella vexata
Lineage: Eukaryota; Fungi; Ascomycota; Sordariomycetes; Amphisphaeriales; Pseudomassariaceae
Exons: 2
Coding region: 1-360 (119 amino acids)
Source: RefSeq, a predicted model, not a curated record